This is a messenger RNA of Homalodisca vitripennis (glassy-winged sharpshooter), 2371 nucleotides long. Its product is annotated as cytospin-A. The transcript has 12 exons. The record is from RefSeq and is a predicted model, not a curated record. Lineage: Eukaryota; Metazoa; Arthropoda; Insecta; Hemiptera; Cicadellidae. Bases 155 to 2233 code for a protein of 692 amino acids.
UAGCAUAAUACAGUCCUUGUCUUAGUUGUCAAGUGUGAUGGAAAGUUAGAGGUGGACUACAUUAGUGUUAUGAAAUAUUUUAGAUUUCGAAAGAAUUGUUUAACGUUUACGUAGAUUUACAGCAUAUUUGGUCUUAAUCUUUGUUUUACAUAGAAUGCAUAAACUUAGAUCUCUGUUUAAAAAAAGGGAGAGAGCCAGUAAAUCAACUUCGCCAAAUCCAUCAGGUAGCCAUAUUGGUUUAACGAAUUUGCCUCCAAAACCGAACGGCCAGAGUUUACCGCCACCAAAUAAAUUGGCGGCCAUACCUCUCUCUACAGAUACGGCUGCAGAAGGUGGACGAUGUGAAGUCAGUUGUUAUUCGUAUUCAAUUAAAAAUAUUAACAUGGAGAAUAGUACUAAAUUACUGUUAAACAGUAUUAAGGACAAGCUUGUUCUUGAAAUCGAGCUGUCCAGUAAACUGAGGAGACUUCUGCAGGUGACCUUGUUAAGUGCGGGAAAUGAAGGAAAUCAAUCUGAUGACGUGUUGUUGGAUCAGUUAGAGAGACUGUUAAAAGAAAGAUUUGACCUUUCUACAACUUUGAUCAAGGAAAUGGAAGAAUUGAUAUUGGUUAUAGAUCAAAGUCUGCAAGUUGAAACUGAUGAUAAGAAAACAAAGUCUGAACAUUGUAAAUAUGAUAGGAGCUCACAAAGUUCUACAUCUGAGAUGUCAAUUUUGCAAGAACAUAUACGGAACAUGGAAGAAACCCAUUGCAGCACCAAUGAAGAACUGCAAGCAACAAUCCAGGAGCUGUCUGACCUUCAAGCACAGCUGGAUGAGACCAGAAAUGAAAGAGAACGUUACAAGGAAGAGAAAAAAAUGUUGCUUGACUCAUUGUGUCGGCAAUCGGAAAGACUCUAUUCGGCAAAAACUGAGAAUAUAAAUUUACAGAAACUGCUGCAUGAAACUGCAGAUGAUAUUAACUUACCAGAGAGGGAAAAAAAGCUCAUAGAACUUCUCAAGAAAGGGCAAGUUGAGAGAGAAUCUCUUCAGAAAGAAAAGGGUGAACUUUUAGUACAAAUGACUGAGUCUCAAAGGGAAAAUGAGACAGCCAAGAAAGAAAACUUGCAGCUUCUAGAACGGAUUAAGGUGCUGGAACAUAUUGUUGAGGAGACACAAUAUGAAAGGAAAGAGAUAGAUGAUGAACUGCGUAAAUUUAAAGAGAAAGCUGCCUUUGGGCAAUCAGAGAUAUACAGACUGACUCAUUUACUACAAAUUGAGUUUAGCAGGGUAGCGGAACUCCAGGCUACUGAACCAAGUACGGGGCAUGACAAUAAAAUGUUUUCCAUGUUGGAAAAUGCUUUAAAAGACAAGGAUUUGGUAGAAAAGAAGCUGGCUUCUGUAGAAGAGAGGCUGGCUAAAAGCACUAAUGAAAUUAUUAAAUUAAAGGAAAAAGUUGCAAAUCUUGAACUUGACCUCCAGGAGUCGCAAAAAAAUGCAGGAUCGACCAGAUCUGCAUUGGAACAAAAUAUAGUGCUACGUAAAGAAGAAAAAAUUAAAGCAGAUGAAGAAAUUCAAUCUCUAAAAUAUAAAGUUAAAGAACUAGAUGAGCUUUACGAAAAAACCGAGAAUGAUCUAACGCAUGCGUUGGAAAAAAUAAGGAAAAUGGAUGUUAUGUUAGAAGACUCCAUCUUAAAAUUAAAAGAUACAGAACAAAAAUAUGUCCAAGAAAAAGAACUUAGACAAUCGGAGACGGCCAGCUGGAAUGAGCUGCAAGGUGAUUUAUUAGUUGCAGUGAGAGUCGCAAAUGAAUUUAAAACUGAUUGCCAAAUUCAGCUUGGCAUAACAGAAGACUACGUGAAAGAUCUAGAACAACAGAUUUGUCUGUUAAAGUCACAAAUCGAAACUGGGAAGGAACCAACUCAAGAUAAACGGCCUACUGAUGACAAGAAACCUAGUGCAAAAGAACUUGGAUUGCACUUAUCAAGAGAACUUCCAGUAAAGAAAACCUACUCCAGACCCUCUACUCAAUGCGUUUCUGUGAAAUCUCUGAUUGAGAGCAUUGAAAAAAAUGCUUCUAAACAAACCAAACCUGCAUGGAUUGAAUCACAAAGUGGUUCUACACUGACAAGUCCUCAACGGGAAACAGCACCUGCACCUCUCCGUGAUUUGCAAGUCACUUCAAAUAAACAAAAAAUUUCUGACAGUAUAGUAGAACCAGAAGACAAGGAAAAGAGUUUUAAACGAAAAAUUUGAUCCACUUGAUAGUUUAACUGCGAAGAAGAGGGGAUCGAAGCGAAAUGCUCUUCUAAAAUGGUGUCAAGUUAAGACUGAAAAUUAUGCAAACAUCGAUAUAACCAACUUUAGCAGCUCCUGGUCUGAUGGGCUGGCCCU